UAAUCCACGUAUUUCUGAUAUUCACCUGCGGUCUUUCUUCCCCAUGUCAACUACAGCAAAUAACUUUAUAAUAAAAUAUGUUGAGAAAACUACAAAUUGUAUUUGAAUGUUUUCAGCAUUUCUUGAGAGUCUUUAUGCCGGGAGGAGUUUUGUGAAGGAUGAGACGAGGAUAGUUUUAAUUGGGAAGACUGGAUCUGGAAAGAGUGCCACAGGAAACACACUGGCUGGAACUCAGGCGUUCGUGUCGAAACUCUGCGGUGCAUCUAUAACCAAACAGUGUCAACAGGAGAUGGUGAGAAGGUUCGAUCGACAUAUUCAGAUUGUGGACACUCCUGGAUUGUUUGACACAGGAAUGACAAACGAAAUGUCGUCUAGAGAAAUCAUGAAGUGUGUGGCGAUGACCUCUCCUGGACUUCACUCUAUUGUCCUGGUUACCAGACUCAACCGUUUUACAGAGGAAGAACAACAGACUGUCCAGUAUUUCAUGAAGGUCUUUGGGAAAGACGUUUUGAACUACCUCGUUGUUGUUUUCACGGGAAAAGAUGACCUGGACCAGCAUGGGAUGACCAUUGAGACCUUUAUCCAGGAUAGCCCUGGUCCUCUGAGGAAACUGAUUGCUGACUGUAAAGGUCGUUACUAUGCUCUCAACAACUUCAUGUCUGACAUUGAGAAGGAAGAAUGGGUGAAGCAUUUCCUCCAGGGGAUUGAUAGGCUGGUGUCCUCCAAUGGUGGACGAUGUUACACAACUGAAAUGUAUCGUAAAGCCGAAUCACUGAUGAAAGAACGAGAACAGGAACUGAAGAAGAAACUGGAGGAACAGCAGCAGGCAGAGCGGGAGAUGAUAGAACAGAGCAUCAUGGUCAAGUAUGAUGAGAUGACGCAAAUUCAGGAUGAGAAGAUGACUGAACUUAAGACACAGCUACAGGCGAUGGAACGGAAAGGCUUAGAUGACAAGACAAGGUACCAGGGAGCUGUGAAUGAGCUGCAGAAUAAACUUGCGAAUGCUGAUCGGGAGAGGAAGCAGAUAGAAGUUGACAGGAUAAAGUAUGAGGAUGAGAGGAGGAAAGAAAUGGAGAAAGGAGAGAAAGACAGGGAUGAGGCGAUGUUAAAAAUGAUGGAUAGAAUGGAAGAAGACAGACGAAGAAGGGAGGAGGAAUUGAAUGAGACCGUGGAGAGAAUUGAAGUCGAAAGAAGGGAGAGGGAUGCUGAAAUUAUGAGAUUGGAGAAGGAGAAUAGAAAACGUGAAGGGGAACAUAGAGAGGAGGUGAUGCAGCUUCAGAAGAAAAAACAGUCUGAGCUUGAAAAGAUGCAGGAUGAUAUGAGGGCCGAGAGGGAAUCACAAGCCCGUAGGCUGGAGGAGGUAGCCAGAGGCAUGGCAAGGGAUGAGGCAAAGGAUGAUGGGUCGGGCAUAUUUGCACAACUCGUGGGCGGCAUAAAGAAAGUUGCUAGCUUUUUGGGGUUCCUGUAAAGGUGUCUUAUGAAUUUACUUAAGAACGAGAAUGAAUGGUAAACUUGCAUAUUGUUGAAUGAUGUUGUAAGUAGGAUAAAGACAGCAUUUGCAGGUAAACACGCCUUUGGAAUAUCAAGUAUAAUGAGUGUUUAUGUUUAAAAUCAGAACCGCUCCAUUAUAUAUAGAGAUUUUACUGAUUUUACGAAACGGCAAAGAUGGCGUAGGGAUGACUCAAACAAUACAAUGGUGCGCGUGAAGUGAUAUUUGGACUAUAUUGCACAUACAAUUUUUAUUAACUCGGUUAUUUCUAACACAAUGGGUAAUAAUAACACUUAUGAUAAUCUAAAUAUUCUUCUAAUCACUAUUUUGG
Molecule: messenger RNA, 1820 nt
Organism: Haliotis rufescens (red abalone)
Lineage: Eukaryota; Metazoa; Mollusca; Gastropoda; Lepetellida; Haliotidae
Product: GTPase IMAP family member 9-like
Exons: 1
Coding region: 107-1468 (453 amino acids)
Molecular function (GO): GTP binding
Source: RefSeq, a predicted model, not a curated record